AUAUUUCAUUUAGCUCUGAAAUUUUUAACUAAGAUAUAUGCUCAUACCAUUAGAUAUAACUCUCUACUGCUCAAUCUACUUCAGCCAUAAUUUUCAAAUAAUGUGCUUAUUCUUCGUUCAUAAAAAUUAUCAUCAAUAACAAGCUAAAAUUAAAAUAGGAAAAUCAGUUAGAAGUAGAACACAGAGUUUCGCUAAGAAUUGUCUUUCAAAACUGAGGGGAAUGGUUUUUUACAAAUAUUAAUAUUUUCGAAAAGAUAAUAACGAUUGCAAGUUUAUUCGCAUUAGCAACAUUACAUUUUAUCAUCAUUUGAAAUUGUAAGUACCCCUUUUCGUGCUUGAAUCAAGAGAUUGUAACCAAAUUAUAUUCAAUUUUACUCAACACUAACCUUGAAAUUAUAAAAAAACUUGCUGUACUCUAUUCUAAUCUUGAAAAUUGAAUAGAUUUAGCUCCUGCUUUGAUUUUCGUUUUAUUUUAUGAAUGUGCAGGAUUUUAUAUUAAGGAGUCCCUUUUUUCUGUUUCUUAGAUUUAGCACCUUCAGUGGCGGUUCCAGCUACUGCAGAGUGGGAGGGUAAUAGGCGUGGCCAGUAAAGCUACGCUUCUUUGCCUCGUUUCAGUGCUUUGUACCAGGCUAAGUUUCCUUAGCAAAUAUGAACUACCCCUAACUAGCGCUUUUAAUCCAUUUUUAGAAGAAAUAUGCAAACAGUGUUUUGACAAAAGUGAAGAGGGGGGCUAUUACCCUCUAUAGCCCCUUGGUGCCGCCACUGAGCACCUCCAUUGUAAGAUGUUCCUCUAAUUGUAUUACUUUGUGCAACAUUUAGAGCUCUCUCCACAUCAGUCUAGUUUUGAAACUGCUAAUGGCACAUCAUCUACCAUCCUUGCCAAAUAGUUAGAGUACCUGCACAAAAUAUCCAUAGUUUCUCCUUCUACUCGUACAAUGUUAUACAAUGCGAGCAUUGGAUGACUUUCAGUGACAAUUUGUCUUUGAUGCAUAAACACUUCAAGAAAAACCAUAGACAAGAAGUCAUUUGCAAAUGGGUUUUUGGGUAGUUUCUUAGUUUCAGGUAGUAAGUAGGGUAGUUUGUUAGGACAGCGAGAAGCUGUGCUUAACGAGCAGUGUCCUUGUCCUUUCUCUUGACCACACCCCCUGAUUCCUACGACUGGAAUUUCUACUCACUGUAGAUGAAAGUAAGGUCACGCCAAGAGCUCAAACUAAACACCCUUGGAUCUGUUGUCAUGUCAGCGUCUCUAGCCGCUGAGCUAUCCUCACUGCUGUUUUAAGAAAUCAGUAAUGUGCAGAGAGAAAGGUCGAAGAAUUUAGCAAAAAAGAUAAUAUAACUUGAACCUUGGAGUUAACUUCUUUUGAGCAUGAUUGUUUUAGUGUUCCGUUUUGUACAUUAAUUUUUGACCUCGAUUGUAGAUAUUUAAAAGCUUUUUUAUCUGUCCUUUCAUUGAUGCCUUUAUUCGACUCUCAAAAUCAUUCUCGGGUACUUUUGUUAACUUUUGCAAGUAUUUCUGUAGUCAUUAAACAUUGUUUUGUAUAGCUUAGGAAUAGAAUUUAUAUUGAAAUUGAAACCCAAAAUAAGCCUUUUUCAGGAUUAAACGAAUUCGGCCUAAAAUUGAGUACGGUUAACGUUUAACGACAUCGCUACGAUUACGGAUUUUCCAAAAUAUAUCAAGGUCAAUGAUUAUUGGAACAAAAAGGUGCGCUUAUGCGGACAUCGGAUCAAAAAAGGUGCGUUUUUGCAGGUAUCUGUAUUUUAAUGGACCCACCCUCUUUUCCUAUUUGCUACAAGGAUACAGCUACAACAACAACAUCAACAACAACACAAGCGUGCAAUUUCCCGCUUAAACUUGAGAUUCUUAAAAAAAUUCUCGAUGAACGUUCUCAAGAUUUCUUACUGCCUACUAUGUUUCACCAUAUAGUGGGGUCAUAUGAUAUGAUACCCUGGCAAGACGUCUGCGGUAAAGGUUUUUCUGAUUCCUGGAAAAGCCUGGAAAUUGUUUUUGGUGAAUUCCUUUUGGACAGAGAGGCAGAUGAAACAUGGAUGGAAAUCCUGUUUGAUCAAGCGAAUAACGUAUUUGCAUAGGAAAAUGAGUUCACAUUACUGAAAAGUUUCUACACACUGCAUCUCGAGCAUCGGUGUUGAAAAUUCACCAACAAGCACCUUCAGGUGGAAAAAAGCUCCUCGUGUUCCAGAUAAAAUUUUAAAGAUGUUUUACAACCUUGUCCAAAGGUAAAUUUUCUACUUCAAUGGCUUCAGCUUAUUCUUAAAUUUUCUUAAAAAUGAUAAAUUUUGAGACUCGUGUUCUUAAAAUAUUGUUCUUAUAAAAAUGAUUGUAGAUCAGCAUCUAACCCCAUCCCUUUCCUCCAACAUUCAAAGUUGGUGCAUAUAUACGUCAAUAGCAAAUAAUAACAAUAUUGAACAAAGGAGUUGGUCGUGAAAUCCUCAACCAUCAGCCCUUGAUCGAAAUAAAAUUUGACAAAGAUUAUCGACACGGGAUAUGAUGAGAGAUCAUAUAUGAUAUAUUAAAACGGAUUCUGACCAUUGCGUUUACGACUGAUGAGCUUCAGUUAUGAGAAAAGUUUACGAAGAUAAAAAUUACCUUUAAACAACAAGUUGAAGACAUAAAAGCAGCAAAAAGUGUGAUUAUGUUGCCCAGUUACAGUGGCGGAUCUGAACUACCGCUAUUACCGCUCGAGCGGUAGUCAGAUUAUUAAAGAAAUUAUAAAAACAAGGAUCAUUUUUAUGUUUACCCUCGAGACAUGCCUGAAGUUGUCAUAGAGACAUAGAUGCUUUUGAGGCCAUGGCGUGCCGAGUCAGAUGCUUGCAAAUAAAAAGCUAGCUAGCAUGGGGGGAUGAUGAAAUCGUGGCUUGCAUGCUAGGGGGGUUGAGUCGGUGUAGAGCAGAUUCGAGCUGAACUGAGCGGUAGUCAGCCUGCCUAGACCAAUCAAAUCAUCAGAAAUCACAGGCAACCUGGGGGGAUGCAUGCGACAAUGAACAACUGAGUUGACUACUGCUCAGAUGGGGUUUGAAUAGCACUGCCGCUCAACACGGCUUAAACGUUACAGAAAGAUGGGGGCAUAUUCUGCAAGUUGGCAAACUAUAACUACAAAGCCGUUGUGACCCAUUAUUUAGUACAUUACACAAAUAUUAAUAGGAAUAUAUUUUACACGAAUAUUAGGUAGCUGAAAUUCAAGAAGGCAUCAGGAUUAAAAGUCAAACGCACAAAGUUCGCCAAAGUAUGAUUCUUUGUUUGAAAGAAGUUGCUCUCAAAGGUUUCAAAUUUUAUAUGGCUUUUUAAAUUUACAAUAUUUUCUCAAGUAAUUGCACGACUUAACGCGAGUUUUAGGCGACAUUUCAAAAUUCUGCCAAAGAUAUCGCUUUGUUUUCUUAUUCUAUGUUGUUGCUUAGCCUUAAUGUCGUAAUUUUUUUAGAAUAUCCAGCCUCAGAAUAACUACAACGAUAAUUUGUUGCGUCUCAAGGAUACUUAAAGAUUCACAAAAGCGCCGCUUGUGUCUUGAAAAUGGUCUACAUAAGAAAUUAUAGAAAACAAUAAUCAUUUUAGAAAACAGGGUGUGACCAUGAAAUGGGCGUGGUCUAAAGGGUCUGGUCGACCUUCUAUCUCAUUUCGGCGGUAGUCAGAUUUUUUGCUGGAUCCGCCACUGAGUUAACUGCACAAACACAUUGGGUUAGUGAAUGCAGCGGAGUGACACAAAUUUUGUUUGUAUGCUAAUUUGUCACGGAAUAGAUAAAAGGAUACUUUCAGAUAUACACUUGCUGAGCCUUUCAUAAGUCUAAGGUAAAGAUAUGUAUCUGCACUGUUGGACAGCAAAUGGUAUUUGGGGUUGGGAUAAGAACUUGUUUACUGUUUCAUACAGCAAUGAAUUCAAGUACAAGGAGAAAAUGUAUGCGAUCAAUUACCU
This is a messenger RNA of Rhopilema esculentum, 3926 nucleotides long. RefSeq lists its product as uncharacterized. NCBI's taxonomy places the organism in Eukaryota, Metazoa, Cnidaria, Scyphozoa, Rhizostomeae, Rhizostomatidae. The record is from RefSeq and is a predicted model, not a curated record.